AUGGGAGGAGUGAUUUCCAAAGUAAACAAUAUACUGUAUACAAAGCUGCGAGGGAUAUUUUCUGGAGGAACGGAGCGAUCGAUAACGAUGAUAGGGCUUGACGGGGCAGGGAAGACGACACUCCUGCUGUAUCUGCAAACUGGAGAGGUGCACCAAACAGUUCCGACGCUCGGAUUCAACUGUGAAAACGUCAACCUCGGGAAUAUGAAGUUCCAAGUGUGGGACAUCGGAGGACAGAACUCGUUCAUGAGAUUCUGGCACCAGUACAUAAACGAUGGAAGCGGAAUCAUAUACAUGGUGGACUGUGCAGACCCACAAAGAUUCGGAAAGUCAAGCGAAGAGCUGUGGAGGAUACUGAACAUCCUGAGCAGCCCAAGGCCGCUGCUGGUACUUGCAAACAAGAUUGACCUGCUCAGAGAGCACGAGAGAGGCGAGGUGAUAAAGAACAUCAGAAACGAGUUCAACCUCGAGAAGUACAGCGGACCGUCGCUGAUUGUGCCCAUCAGCGUUCUCCAAGCAGGGUCGAUGACGUCUGCCAACGACGAGAAUGGAAGAGAGAUAAUCGAUGCAUUCAGAUGGCUGAACAAGGAGCUUGAGAAAAUGCCAAGAGCAGAAGUCCUCAGAACAGAGACUCUAUAA
Encephalitozoon hellem ATCC 50504 is the source of this 639-nucleotide messenger RNA. RefSeq names its product ADP-ribosylation factor 1. Bases 1 to 639 code for a protein of 212 amino acids. The record is from RefSeq and is a predicted model, not a curated record. Gene Ontology annotation, molecular function: GTP binding; GTPase activity. Lineage: Eukaryota; Fungi; Microsporidia; Unikaryonidae. The transcript has a single exon. Gene Ontology annotation, cellular component: cytoplasm.